AUGGACUCGAAGGUCGUUGGUAUAUUGGGCGGCGGCCAGCUCGGCCGCAUGAUGGUUGAGGCAGCAAGCCGGCUCAACAUCAAGACAGUUAUUCUUGAGAACGGCGCGGAUUCGCCGGCCAAGCAGAUCAAUUCCAGUGCAGAACACAUCGACGGCUCCUUCAACGAUGAGGCGGCGAUUCGUAAGCUCGCCGAGAAGUGUGACGUGCUGACCGUCGAGAUUGAGCAUGUUGACGUUGAGGCCCUGAAGAAAGUGCAGGACCAAACGUCCGUCAAGAUCUAUCCGUCUCCUGAGACCAUUGCUCUUAUCAAAGACAAGUACUUGCAGAAAGAGCAUCUGAUCAAGAACCAGAUCGCCGUUGCCGAGUCCACUGCCGUUGAGGGCACUGCCGAGGCCUUGCAAUCUGUGGGACAAAAGUAUGGAUAUCCGUACAUGCUGAAGUCCAGAACGAUGGCCUAUGACGGCAGGGGUAACUUUGUUGUUGAAGACGUUUCCAAGAUCCCAGAGGCAUUGGAAGCUUUGAGGGACAGACCGCUGUAUGCUGAGAAAUGGGCUCCUUUCACCAAGGAGUUGGCAGUGAUGGUGGUGAGGGGCCUUGGCGGAGACGUCCAUGCCUAUCCUACCGUAGAGACGAUUCACAAAAACAAUAUCUGUCACACGGUGUUUGCGCCUGCCCGUGUCAAUGACACCAUACAGAAGCGCGCGCAACUCUUGGCGGAAAAGGCUGUGUCUGUGUUCACGGGAGCCGGCAUUUUUGGUGUCGAAAUGUUCCUGCUACCAAAUGACGAGCUGUUGAUCAACGAGAUUGCUCCCAGACCACACAACUCUGGACACUACACCAUCGAUGCGUGUGUGACAAGCCAGUUUGAGGCACAUAUCCGUGCCGUUUGCAGUCUGCCGCUGCCAAAGAACUUUACUUCUCUCUCCACGCCAUCUACCCAUGCUAUCAUGCUAAACGUGCUGGGCAGCCCUGAUCCUGAAGAGUGGUUGCAAAAGUGCCAGAGAGCGCUUGAAACUCCGCACGCGUCUGUCUAUCUGUACGGAAAGUCCAACAGAGCGGGUCGUAAACUGGGCCACAUCAACAUUGUCUCGCAGUCAAUGGAUGACUGCAUCCGUCGACUAGAGUACAUCGAGGGCAAAACUAAAACGUUGGAAGAACCAGAAAGCAACAAACCGGUUGCAGGAACCAGCAUCAAGCCGCUAGUCGGCGUGAUAAUGGGCUCGGACUCGGAUCUGCCUGUGAUGUCCCUUGGUUGCAAUAUUUUGAAGUCUUUUGGCGUUCCUUUCGAGGUUACCAUUGUGUCCGCCCACAGAACGCCUCAGCGAAUGGUCAAGUAUGCUGCCGAAGCCCCAGAGAGGGGAAUUCGGUGCAUCAUCGCUGGCGCCGGUGGAGCUGCCCAUCUGCCAGGAAUGGUUGCUGCCAUGACUCCACUGCCAGUCAUUGGUGUUCCUGUCAAGGGAUCGACUCUUGACGGAGUCGACUCGCUGUAUUCAAUAGUCCAGAUGCCAAGAGGAGUGCCUGUGGCGACUGUGGCCAUCAACAAUGCCACCAACGCUGCGCUCCUGGCUGUGCGUAUCCUUGGCUCGUUCGACCCAGUGUAUUUCAACAAGAUGGCCAAAUACAUGAGCGAGAUGGAAGAUGAGGUGCUGGUAAAGGCUGAACGGCUGGGGUCUGUUGGCUAUGAGGAGUAUCUUAGGAAAUAG
This is a messenger RNA of Ogataea angusta, 1704 nucleotides long. RefSeq lists its product as uncharacterized. The coding region runs from base 1 to 1704 and encodes 567 amino acids. Gene Ontology annotation, biological process: 'de novo' IMP biosynthetic process. Lineage: Eukaryota; Fungi; Ascomycota; Pichiomycetes; Pichiales; Pichiaceae. The transcript has a single exon. The record is from RefSeq and is a predicted model, not a curated record. Gene Ontology annotation, molecular function: metal ion binding; phosphoribosylaminoimidazole carboxylase activity; ATP binding.